Punica granatum (pomegranate) is the source of this 2478-nucleotide messenger RNA. The record is from RefSeq and is a predicted model, not a curated record. NCBI's taxonomy places the organism in Eukaryota, Viridiplantae, Streptophyta, Magnoliopsida, Myrtales, Lythraceae.
AUAAUUAUUGAUAAAAAAAAUUAUAUGGUAAAGCGAGACAGCUUGGUUUCUUAUUUUCGGUUCGAAUUUCCGGUAGGUUUCCGGCUUCUCCAGCCACCAUGGCGGGUCAUCAAUCAUCGGAAACUGCUCCAAAUCUUCAUGUAAAUUGCAUCUGGAGCUCAAUUUCGGGCGACAAGGUAGGCAAUGGAACUAAAAGCUGGACAAAUCUGUUCGGAUCUGGAUGCUCUCAAUCUCUGGUUUUUCAUUCUCCUGUCGAAGUUGGUGGAAGGAAAAUAGCUAAGCCACCAAGGGAAGUGAUCGAAAGGGGGAAGAAUCAAUGGCAAAACUGCUUGAUUGGCUGGUUCGUUGGCUCUACUCCUGAUUUCAAGCAAGUUACCUCCACCGUUAAUAUGCUUUGGGAAAACACUGUGCGGGUAUCUACAAGAGGUCAGCUCUAUAUUUUUAAAUUCUCCGAUGGAGAAACCCUUAAUUGGGUGCUGGAAUCAGGUCCGUGGCAUGUGGGACAUAUACCAUUGAUUCUACAGAGAUGGUGCACUGAGUUGUCGGUAGGUAAGGCUGAUUUUCGGAAAAUCCCGGUCUGGGUGAUUUUGCGUAACAUCCCUAUGCACCUCUACGACUGCACAGGCAUCAGUUAUAUUGCUAGUGUGGUGGGGAAGCCUCUAUACAUGGACAAGGGAACUGCUCAACAAACUCAUUUGGACUUUGCUAAAGUAUGUGUUGAGAUCGAUUUUGAGGAUGAGAUACCUGCAGAGAUUAUGCUAGAUUGCGGUGAUGAUUUUGUAGUUGGAAUCUCUGUGAGUAUCCCAUGGGUUCCUGAAAAGUGCUCGAAGUGUCGGGUGUUCGGGCACAAUUGCUUACGGCAGCAACAAUCUUCGCUACAAAGAGAUAUGCAGCAAAGACUACAAGCAUCAGGUUCGGUGCUUCAACCCACCCAAAAUAUGAUGGACCAACAAAACCAGCUUUACCGAAAUCAGAGAGGCCUUGCAGAGGCAUCAUCGAUGCCUCUUUAUUCCACUGCUCAGGCAGGCCAAGCGAAUGGAGGUGACUGGCAAGAGGAGAUUUAUCAGAGGAUCAAAUCUUUGAAGGAUUUUUAUUUGCAAGACUUAAAUGAGAUGUACCAGAAAAUUGCUACGAAGCUGCAGCAGCAUGAUUCUCUUCCUCAGCAUCCGAGGUCGGAGCAGCUUGAAAAGCUGAUACUCUUCAAAGUAAUGUUGGAGCGCCUUAUUGCUAUGCUGCAAGUUCCCAAAAGUGAAAUAUAUCCAGGCCUCAAGGAGAAGCUGCCCUCUUAUGAGAAGCAGAUAGUGCAAUUCUUAAAUACUAACAGGCCCAGAAGGCAGCAAGGGCAACUUCCACCGCAUCAUAUGCCCUCAGUGCAGCCUCAACAGUGACAGCCUCACGUUGGUCAACAAUAUAAGGAAAAUAAAGAACAGCUUUCUGCUUCCUCUGUAACAUUAAUUUCAUUCCGAGUUCAGCUAGCAUUUAUUUCUUAGUUUAUAUAAAAAGAAUCAUGAAAGUUCAGAAAAUUUGUCUUGUCCAUCCCCCUAGAUACAAGCUGCUAUUUCUCAAGCCGGGACUCUUUCUUCUCGUUUUGAUUUAUGGUCGGAACACUACAUUCUGCAAGCAAACAUCUUCCCUGCCUUUUUUACAUCAGUAAUAAUGUAUUUUCUUCUUUCGGCAAACAAAAUAAAUAAAUAAAACAAAACAACAAUAAAAAGAAAAAAGAAUGAGGCUCAUGAUUUACUUGCGAGCUCCCAUUUUUUUCUCCAUCUGCUGAUUUGAUAAACUUUUGUUUGGUCGUAUUACUCCAUAUAGAUUCUUGUAAAGAUCGAAUCUGAUACAGGCGUGCAAUCUUGUUCAGGCGAACCAUGUCCUUAAGGAAGAGAUCAGGGAAAUAAACCAAUGGCUUAUAGACACAGUCGUCAAUAUUAGUGAUGAGGACGUCGAUCCAACUGCUGUGGCUGCUGUGGCAGAAGGGGUUGAGGCCUAGGGACCGAUACGAUGAUUGGUUUAGGUAGGGUGGCCGGCCUACUACGGGCACCUGUAGGGAUUAGUGCGUGAGACCGCGAUCCACAAACUGACGCAUGGGACUCACCCUUUACUUGGAAUGAAGAGGGGAAAGAUAGCAUGUCACAAGAGCGAGGCGAGGUCUGGAACCCUACUGCGAGAGGGACGCCUCGUGAGCCGGGCUUCUAGAGAUGAGGCCUUUUGGCGAAGCCAAGUCAAUUUCGGGCCACCGAACCGUGCAACUGAUGAGAAGGCCCUAUGGAGUAAAGGGAAGCGUGUACAUUGUCACACUCCCUGCCUUCCAAAGGUGCCUAGAGGACGGGCUAAGACAUAAAACCGGAGAGAAGUUUCUCUUAGACAGAGUGAACGCGAUUAAUUAAUUAUUAUUUUCCAGAACCAAUCACAGAACAUUGCUGUGCAUUUUGGAUCUGUUUUUCUUUAUUAUAUUAAUUAAAUAAAACAAGCUAAUCCUCA